CUGCGUAGCUCACCACUUUGACUGUGCAAGUGAAAGGGAAUCUGACUUGAGGCUCCGCAUAGUGGAAGUCACUCUGUGCCACACCGGGAGUGCCUUUGAGAGAAGUGGGGGCUGUUUGCGGAGAGAGGAGGUCAGUCAAGCGGUGCUUGAUGGAGGGGAGAACAAGACAGGAAGAGGCAGAGAGCAGCGUUCAGCCCUUCUGAAUCUUUCAUAAGGGAAAUACUCCAACAUCAAGCAGCCUGGAUGGACUAAGAGAAAGAGUUGGUACUGAGGUGGGCAUCCAGCAGGCACCAACUGUGAGAGAGGGACACAGAGAAGCACUGGGGGGAGCACGUUUCAGACAGCAACACCAGGAGGGAAAUGGAAGAGAGGCUGUGUUGAGAAAAGAGGAAUUAUUCUCUCCUGGUAUGAGCUGCAUGUGACCCUGCUGUGGGUAAAGCACCUCUAAGAAUCUCUGAUGAACAGAAGACCAGCAGGAAAGCACGUUGCUUUAUCCAAAAGGAAAGAGAGAGGGCGAGGGCACCACUGCUGGAUGGCUAAUCCCUUAACCCGUGAAGAAGCGGUAGAAAAGGAGGAAGGAUAGGAAGCAAGGAGGCAACACAAACAACAAAAGGGUAUGUGUGAGCUGGCCUUUUCCUGGGUGAAUGUUUGUGUGUGAGGUAGUCUCAAUAUUUCGGCUACAACAUUUCAACCCAGCGCAAACUUCUCUGGUGUCUGGAGGAUGAAAAAUAAGCUGUACAUGAGCAGCUGAUGACUGAAGUGAAACAGGAAGGGACUGAAUUUGUAAGAGGACAGAAAGACUGAACCCAGCCUGUGGGAAUGUCAUCCAACGAGCUGAGCGUUGACAUGGACUCCUGCAUCCGGACAUUCAAGGAGCACAUGCACCUGGAGCUAGAGCCUCCCAAAAUCCCAGGUGUGGGGGGAGGGAAGAGGGGCGCCACGUCUCCCAAACUGUCCCCAAGAAGCUCCCCGCGCCUCUUCCGCAAGCUGAUGGUCAACAAGAGCAUCAGACAGAGACGGCGCUUCACUGUGGCCCAUACCUGUUUUGAUGUGGAGAAUGGCCCGUCCACCAGCUGCAGCCCUCUGGACCCCCAGGCCUCCCCCGGCUCUGGGCUGGUCCUCCACACUAACUUCCCCGGUCAUAACCAGCGGCGAGAGUCCUUCCUCUACCGCUCUGACAGCGACUAUGACCUGUCACCCAAGUCCAUGUCACGAAACUCCUCCAUCGCCUCUGAACUACAUGGAGAUGACCUGAUCGUGACACCUUUUGCUCAGGUUCUGGCAAGCCUUCGAAGUGUGAGGAAUAACUUCACUGUACUGACCAAUGUCCAGUGUGCCUCCAGCAAGAGGUCUCCUGCAGCAACUCAGCCUCCCAUCACCAGAGUGUGUCUCCCAGAUGAGGCGUAGCCAGAAG
Notothenia coriiceps (black rockcod) is the source of this 1414-nucleotide messenger RNA. RefSeq names its product cAMP-specific 3',5'-cyclic phosphodiesterase 4B-like. The transcript is spliced from 7 exons. The coding region runs from base 820 to 1407 and encodes 195 amino acids. The record is from RefSeq and is a predicted model, not a curated record. NCBI's taxonomy places the organism in Eukaryota, Metazoa, Chordata, Actinopteri, Perciformes, Nototheniidae.